AUGGAGGUCGCGAAUCAGAUGAUCCCGGACCACCAGGUUCAAAUUCAUAAUAUGGAUGCUGGGAGGUCGACUACCGUUCUGCCGCCACGCCCUUCUCAGGUGUCGGAGAUCGGCCCAUCGACAGUGGCUGCUGUGCCGUUGGGGAGGGCAAAGAUGGGAAGUGGGGACUGGCAGAGGGGACCCGCCCACUCCACCGUCAUUUCCGACGAAGUUAGGGCUGCGCUAAUUGAUGGCGUCUACAUCCGGCCGGGAAUUUGGGAUAGUCAACGUGAAAAGAAUGGCCCGGGGAGGAAGCAGCUCUUCCAGGAGAUCACCCAUCAACUCAAUGAGCAACAUCAUCAGGGGCUUUCGUGUGAGGAAGUGGAAAAACAAUGGAAAAAUCUAAAGGAUACGUAUAACAAAACGAAAAAGAAGAUGGGUUUCGACAGCGAUGGCCGGCCGAUCACCCCAAAAUGGAAAUUCUUCGUAAACAUGAUGUUUCUCGACCAGGCCAAUAUGCCAAUAGAGCAAGGUGGACCCGGAAAUUUGACGUAUAUUCGAGCAAGGAGUGAAGAGACGCUCGGCCGCAAGCGAUUACGGGAUGAUGACGUUGAGUUGACAGAAGAUGAUCAGUACUAUGACUUUUGCCGCUCGCUCGUACAUAAUUUGAGGAAGAUUGGCGAGAUGGAUCGGAUCAAGUAUUUGUCGUUGACAAAGAAUAUCCGCGACCUGGUUUAUGACACGGAAAUGGACCUUCUACGCCAAUCCGAAGAGCUCCUCCAGCAGCAGCAACACUCCAUGCAGCUCCGA
This is a messenger RNA of Mesorhabditis spiculigera, 789 nucleotides long. The record is from the annotation of a GenBank genome assembly. Lineage: Eukaryota; Metazoa; Nematoda; Chromadorea; Rhabditida; Rhabditidae.